AUGUCCGGGGCCCGCUGCCGGACCCUGUACCCCUUCUCCGGGGAGCGGCACGGCCAGGGGCUGCGCUUCACCGCGGGGGAGCUACUCACGCUGCUGCAGGUCCCGGACGGCGGCUGGUGGGAAGGCGAGAAGGAGGACGGGCUCCGCGGCUGGUUCCCGGCCAGCUACGUGCAGUUGCUGGAGAAGCCUGGAAUGGUUCCCCCUCCGCCCGGAGAGGAAAGACAGAUAGCCGUGCUGCCCCCUGGCUGGCAAAGCUACUUGUCCCCGCAGGGCCGGCGUUACUAUGUCAACACCACAACCAAUGGACCCCACAGCCACGCAGGCCUCCUCACUGAGCCUAGUCUCCUGGUCUGGGGCAGUGCCUUCUACACGGGCAUCACGAAGUUCCUGUCCUCCGAGGCUGACUGCCUCCAAACCCAGUCGCUCAAGAAGCAAGCAGCCUCCCAGGAAGACUGUCACUGUGUUUCUGUCCCCACAGUGAAUGGAUACCACGCAUCAGGGACUCCAGCGCACCCUUCAGAGACUGCCCACAUGAGUCUCCGAAAAUCCACAGGUGAUUCCCAGAACCUGGGAUCCUCAUCACCAGGCAAGAAGCAGAGCAAGGACAGCAUCAUCACGAUAAACUGUGUGACCUUCCCCCACCCAGACACCAUGCCAGAGCAGCAGCUGCUGAAACCCACUGAGUGGAGCUACUGUGACUACUUCUGGGCAGAUAAGAAGGACCCCCAGGGCAACGGAACUGUGGCUGGGUUUGAACUGCUGCUGCAGAAGCAACUGAAGGGCAAGCAGAUGCAGAAGGAAAUGUCCGAAUUCAUCCGGGAGAGGAUAAAGAUUGAAGAGGAGUAUGCAAAGAACUUAGCUAAGCUCUCUCAGAACUCCUUGGCGGCCCAGGAAGAAGGCUCCCUGGGGGAAGCGUGGGCCCAGGUGAAGAAGAGCCUUGCAGAUGAGGCUGAAGUUCAUCUCAAGUUUUCAGCCAAGCUCCACAGCGAGGUAGAGAAACCCCUGAUGAACUUCCGAGAAAACUUCAAGAAAGACAUGAAAAAAUGUGACCACCACAUUGCGGACCUCCGCAAGCAGCUGGCCAGCCGCUACGCCUCUGUGGAGAAGGCGCGCAAGUCCCUCACCGAGCGGCAGAGAGACCUGGAGAUGAAAACCCAGCAGCUGGAGAUCAAGCUCAGCAACAAGACGGAGGAGGAUAUCAAGAAGGCACGGCGGAAGUCCACGCAGGCUGGCGAUGACCUCAUGCGCUGUGUGGACCUCUACAACCAGGCCCAGUCCAAGUGGUUUGAAGAGAUGGUGACCACCACCUUGGAGCUGGAGCGGCUGGAGGUGGAGAGGGUCGAGAUGAUUCGGCAACACCUGUGUCAGUACACUCAGCUGCGUCACGAGACGGACAUGUUCAACCAAAGUACAGUCGAGCCUGUGGACCAACUGCUUCGCAAAGUGGACCCAGCCAAAGACAGGGAGCUGUGGGUCAGAGAGAACAAGACCGGCAACAUCCGCCCCGUGGACAUGGAGAUCUAGGGGGCGGGGGUCCCACGGGGCCUGCUGCUGACGGGGCUGCCAGCCCCCUCCCCCUUGUCCAGGUCCCUGCUGAGGAGGGGAGCGUGUGUACUGCAGACGGUUAUUGCAGAGGGGUAACCACCUGGACUUGGACUUCCAGCUCCCCAGGAGUCCCAGGCCCACAGCCCAGCCCUUGUCUGCAAGGCUGAAGCCCACCCCUGCUCGCCACCUCCUGUGUGUUUGCUGCUCUGAGAACGUCGUGGUCCCUGCUGAGCUCAGUGGGAUGGCCGCCUGUCUCCCAGGCUUGCGCCCCUGGACGCCUACGACCGAUCAUCCCAUGCGCUUCGCAGCACCAGGGAUGGAGGUUUCGAUCUCCAAGCCAGUCAUCGGGGUCGAAUUGUGGGUCCAAAGCACCGCCCACCAGCCCACUCCAGAAUCCUUUGCAGUGCCCCACCCCCUGGCAUCGUAGUGCUUUCCCAUCUGAGACCAACCCGCAUCCUAGCUUUCCUCUGCUGCCACCAGGAAUCUUGGGGAGAAGGUUUGGGCUCCUGUCCUGAUGGGUGAGCCCUGGAGCAUUCAAGAUGGACCUACCUCAUCCUGCAAAUCAGCCCACCUCUCCAUUUUCCACUCGCUCAGACGUUCCUGGUGACAACGACUCCCGAAACCCCACCCCACCCCUCUCUGUUGGCUGCUGCCUUCCCCACCCCUGUCCAGUGUCUGCAGAGGAAGCUCUGGGUAGAUGGCGAACUGGUCUGGCUGAGGAGGGUCCAAAGGAGGAGCGAGUGGAGUCUCGGCGGCCAGUACUGCAGCAGGACCGCUGGAGCCUGCGUGGCAACCAGGGUGCUUGGCUAUGGCCAUCCCAGCUCCUGCCCCGCACCGGGCUCAUCAUGGGACAAGGCCCUAUUUUGAGGGAGUUGAGCCAAGAGGAGCCUUCAGCAGCUUCUAGAUGGCUUGCACUGCUUGGGCAUGGCUGGGCUAGGUAACACUGUUUCCCAUGAGGAGGUGGGGGGGUUAGAUGGUGGGCACCAUACGACAUUGCCAAUUCUCUGUGGGCUGCGUUCGUGAGGCUGUAACCUGCCUGACAGUGGAUGCCAUCCUGCCCUCUGGUUUCCUUCUGCACCUCCCAGGUUCUCACACCUGUUGCUGACCCCCGUCCCCCACCCCCCUGCCAUCUUCCAGCUUCUAGAAAAGCCUGUGGCAUCGGAAGCGGUCAGUGCUGCCCUCAGACUGUUGCUCACCAUUCUUUCCCUGUCACAAUCCUGGCAGACACGUCUGCACCCUAUUAAUCCAGAGAAGUGAAGCCACCUGAUGAGGUCACAUAAUGGGUGUUCAGACCCAAAGUCCUGAAAAGUCACUUCAUCCAAACAUUCCCAUCUUCUCCAUUAAAGAGACGGCAGCCAGCCAUCUAACCCUCUGGGCAGAUGCCCAAGGGCCCAAAUCAGUGGCAUUGCUCUCAGUCCAUAUGAGUUUCCUUGAUGAUCUAUAUCAAGUCUUUCAUUCAUUGAGAACAGAGCUGCCCUCCCGUCAUUUCUAUUGGAGAAGGGUCUAGCACACUCAAGUUAACCCCAAGCUCUGCUCUUCCCUUAGUAAAGCAUCCCCGCCUUUGGGAAGGCGUUGGUCAACACGGAGGUCACCCGAGGGAGCGGUCCACAGGAUGGAGGCCAUAGCUAGGUUUGGGCCUUGUCACCAGCUGUCACUUUGGGCAAAAGUCUCUCUUACUUCCCACCUCCAAAGUGGGUACUAGUCCUGAACGACUUUGUGGAUGGUCCCGCACCACCCAAAGCCAGCGGCUCUGGGAGUGAUCCAGAUAGUCUAACCUUGGCUUCUCGCCCCCCUCUGAGGCUUCUGCUCCCCAAUGUGUCAAGAGGAGGAAUGGGGAGCACUCACGCUUCUCUCUCCAGUCUCUUCCCCAGGGAUGUCUCCCCCGCCCUUUCCCUCUGGCACCUGUAGCCUCUUCUUGGACCCCUUUUGCAGGGUGCUGAGGUCUGGGCACAGAGUCAGCCCUGUCUUCAGGGAAGCUUGCGUUCUCUUGCUUUGUGUAGCUGCCUCUCCAGGGAUCGGGUGGCUCCAGGGAUUCAGGUUCUCUCUGCAGAAUCCAGGGUCUCAGAGACCCCCUCCAUCAUGCUAAUGCGCCUGUACAUCCAGUCCCUCACUUGCUUAUUCAGCAGAUACUUGGGGCAGCGCGGAGUACUGAGAAUAUAAUUGCGUGCAUGUCAGACCAGCUGCCCUGCCUCUCUCUUCUCCGGGGCACAAGGGGACUGCCUGCUUAGAUCUUUAUGUAAAAGAACAACCCUGCACCCAAUGUACCUGUCACCCCACUAGGCUCCCUCACUAUGAAAGAAGCCAGGGCUGCUGAAACUGUUUCUACUCACAAGAUGGGCAUGCGAUGCCAGAAACACCUCAGGUUCGUGAUGCAGGUGACCUGAAUUCAUUUCUGGUGGUUGCCUGUUCCAAAACCUUUAUUGUCACCAAUUUUUUCACACACGCACACACACCCAUUCAGUGACACAGCUCCAUGGGGGGGUCAUGACCCACAGUUUUAGGAAGCUAAGAUAUAACCCACUGCCGUGAGGCCUGUACCCCUGUGGCUGAAGGGGUGCUUGCUCUCAUCUUACCCCCAUAGCCCUCCCCAUCGGCACCAGAGCCCCCCACCCCCUGCAGCUCAAUUGCAAAAUUCCAUUUAAAAAAUUUUUCUUACACUCCCCACUUGCAAAGAAGAGUAGUGAAAUGCAAGUAGGUGAGAUGGCAGUGAAUUCAUAACUCUGGCCAAGCCCACCGUUCUCCUGGAGGGAAACCCAACGUGGCAUGAAGUCUAGAAGCUCUGAGCACACAUGGGGGGGAAGUACACACAAUAGCUUAGUGGGGGUGGUUCCUGUGCUUCCGUGGAUUCUUCAGGGAGGGGUGGUUUGCUGGGUUUGUUCAAAAGUAGGUGAGUCAGGGUUCUUCCUGGGAACGGGCCAGCUGCUGCCGCCUGCUCCUUCCUACCUGGGAGACAUGGUUGUCUUUAGUUUUGUGAGACCCUACCUUCAAGGGGAGGAGGGUGGGGGUCUCCACAGCUAAUGCUGGCCCAGGUGAGUUUCCACAACAACCUGCCGGAGAAGCCACCUGCUGCCCUCCGAUGUUUCAAGGGCGCGCGGCGGUCAGUAUUGGAACUUGCCAGUACGGUGACCCACCGCUGGAAGGACUCAGGCAUGCCCUGAGGGCCUGUAAAAUGGCAUUGCCUGGGGACCAACCUCCCUCCUGCCGCCAUGGAUGGCUUUCUGCAGUGGGAAGCAAGGUCAAAUUCACGGGGACUGGUUCUUAGCUGAACCAAGAAGAAACGAUGUGCAUUUCACCAACUAGCCAGUUCACUUUUAUUCCCAGUGUGCAGAAUACUCAAUGGCCUGGUGCAUACAAGUGCUGGGCUGGGUCAGAGGCCCUUCUGGUAAAGCUCAGAGGCGGCCACAGACGGGGCUCAUUUGGGUGGGCUCACUUCCAGCGGUGUUUGCCCUUGAUCCACAGCACCAUCAAGUCGAUGCUGACUCACAGUGAACAUAUAGGACAGGUGAGAGUUGCCCCUGUGGGUUUCUGUGAGAGUAGAAAGCCGCCUCAUUCUCCUGCAGAGCAGCUGGGGGUUUCAAACCGCUGGCCUUUUGCCUCGCAGCCGAAUGGGAUUCUCAAGGCCUAUUCCCUGUGUGGGGCAAGAAAGCCCUUCAGUGUUACACCAGCAGCUGCAGCGUCCUUCCCUCAUCCCAGCCCCAUAGGCCUCCCUGUCUGCACAAGGCCCACUGACCUCCCGCCCCAGGUAUGCUGAGGUCACCCGUCCAUUAAAACCCACCUGCAGCAUAUUCAAGCCAAAUCCCAUUACCGCCGAGUGCAUUCUAACUCCUGCCACCUGGUAGGUGGCAGCAUAACUUCUCCAUGGGGUCUUGGCCGUAACUACAGAAGCAAAUUGGCCAGGCCCCUUUUCUGCGCACUGGGUGAGUUCCAACAACCACUUUGAGCUAAGUCAUUGGUGCCGCCCAGGCAGAUGCUUGUGAACGUUGACAGUCUUGAGACCCCUCUGGUCCCUCCAAACCAUGUCGGGGUGUCCAUUUGUGGCCAGACUCCUCCCAGCCCGGGCCCCUGGCAAGCAGUCAUGAAAUGGUUUUCUGACCUCCUCUCCCCGUAGAGGUUGGUUGGUUUGAGGAUGUCAGCGCCACGGCAUCACACUGAUGAAGGCGCGCUGUUUUCACGCGGCUCACGGCUCUUGAGUCUCCCCUGUGCACACCUCGCUUCAAUUGUCAUAAAACAUUGGCAUUGAGGCAACUGCCACCUGUGUGACACCGGGUAUCCAACUCAAACUGUGCUCCUUUUGAGUUUUCAGUAACUGGGGAAGCAGAUAGACAGGCCUUCUCUUCUGCAGCGCCUCUGGGUAGACUCAGUCCAACAACCCUCCACUUGGCAGGAGAAUGCGGCCGUCAUCUACACCACCCGGACGAUUCUUCCUUUACGUUGGUGAGCAGCAGUCCGUUGCGUGGUAGGCCACACUGCUUCCAUGUGUUUGGAAGGAAUGCUGUGGACGGUUCUGGCCCAGAGUCUUCGGCUUGUUUGCACCACCCCCUGCCACCUGCUACCCCCUGAUUGCCUCCAGGAAUCCCGCUCCAAUGCCAGCUAUGCCCACCCACCACUCUUGGGCUCAGAUUGCUCUUCGGUCCAUUUUAGGUUCUUGACAGUGCAGGGUGCUGACAGGCCGUGGAAAUGGGUCUGGGAACUCGGUCCUCUCCCACCUCUUGCAGCAACCUGAAAUGUGCAUCUUAGCAAGCAAACCCCUUACCUUCCUGUGGGGCUCACUCCAACCAGCACCAGCCUUGACCUUGUAUCUGGGUCUGUGAGGCAGGUGGCAGUUGCCUGGCCUCUGUACUGCUUGUGACUUUUUUCGGAUUGCUGUUACUUCACCCCACAAAAGCAUGGGUUCUAAAGGGCUUGUCAGGCUGCCUCCAGCUACCUGCUCUGCCUUGUCCCCUUCAGUGAUGCAGCCUAUAUAUGCGACACCAAAUCUAGGUCCCGUCUGCUCCUCUCUCUACCUUGCACAGUGUGCGUACCCCAAACCCACUGUCAAUCUGUUCGAUUCCAACUCAAAGUCUGUAUGGGAUUUCUGGGGCUGUUAGUGUUUCCAGGGAUCGAUUGCCUCAUCUUGUGUCUGCAGAGCAGCCGGUGGUGGGUUUGAACCACUGCCCUGGUGGGUGAGCAGCUCAGUGUUUCUCCUGCAGUGACACCAGGGCUGUUCACCAUGUGCCCAGAGCGCCAUAAAAUCCAUCCCUGGGGUAGGGGUGCCCAGAUGGAGGGAGGGAAUCCCAGAUGCUGUUCUGAGUUAGUUCCUUCUUGGAACCCCAGAUUGAAAGUCGUGGUCUCCCAAGCCCAAGGAUCUCAGACACGCACCCCUCAGGCUUGAAGAUCGCACUUCUUGUCACUGCUAGACUAAUGCCCUCGCCUGCUCCGGGCCACCGUGGUUGGUGGCAGAGAUACAACCAGGCUCUGAUAAAGCCAGAUGAUGCUGGGCUAGGGGCUUAUUCCUCACCUGACCACACCCCAAGCCAUGUCUUCAUGGUGAGCUGCCUAGAGGAAAGUGAGCCCGGGAAGUCAACCAAGGCCCUCGCCACAUGAGCUCAAGACACUCUUGAACCCAGGCCUGGUAGAGAUCAUGGCCAGGAGAUCAGAGUCCACAGGGUCUCAAGGUGGGACACGAAGCCUCGAUGCGGUAGGGCCCCUCCUGGUUGGAGACUGGCCAGGCAGAGCCCUCUGCAUUCAAAAGAGUCUUGUUGCUGUCGGAUUCCUGAAGGGGAUGGGCCCAGCCCUUUGUUGCAGCGUAUUUGGGGGAGGUGGGGGGAGCAAAUAGGGAAGACAGGUCCAUGCUGUGUCCUCCUGUCCCUCUAGAAGCUGGGGGAACCGCUUCAUCAAGUGGGUUUGGGCUAAGGGUGUGAUUGUCCCUGGACUCCUCAUCUUUGUGUGUCGGGGAUCAAGGCCAUCAACAUUUUGUAUCAAGGUCGAGACAGAGGUGUCCGAGGUCCUGGUCCAUGGGUGGGACAUGGACAGAGAAGAAAAGCACACAGCCCCAUAGGAAGUGCCCUGGCCUGGAAGUGUGAAGGCCACCUCCUGGCCCUGCUCAGCUGCCUCAUUUGAAACACGCACCUGAAGUUAAGUCCUGUCCUUCCCUGGAUCUCUGUGGCUGCCUCAAUCACAGGUCAACCCUCCCCUGCAGGUUCUGCUGACAGCGGCAGGGCCUUGGAGACAGGCCUCCCCAUAGCUGUACAAAUCAAAGGACACACAGGAGGAACAGCAACCAUUCUUGGGGACAAAGGGGCUCCCGUCUGCAUCUCUUCCCUCCCGAAGGAGAUGGUGGUCACAAGACCAAACACAAACACAAGCACAUCAGCAAACUCUAUUAAAGUGGAAUUUUCUAACAAAGUAAACUUUGCUUGUUUGGUCUGUUUUCCAUAACUUUUGCUAAAUACUUUAUACAUUUUUAAUGGUUAAAUAGCCAUGUCUCCUUGCCAGCAUUCCUUCUCCCUGUACAAAUGUGUUUACUCCACAUGGUGGACCCUUCCAUCCUCUGGCUGCCUCGGUCAGUAAGUAUCAGUAAAUAAGAAAUGGAUGUGACAUAAUUUAUAAAUUACACUGUUAAAACUUGGAUCCCUAUGGAGGCUGUAACCCAUCCCUCCCCCCUUCCCCUCCUAACAGCAUUUGUGUGUAUUGAUGCUAAAGAAUGAAGUGUGUAAAGGGUUUCCAUUUGGAAGGCGUUGGCUCUGUAUGAUUGUUCUGCGUUCUUAUAAAGCGUUAUCAGGAA
Messenger RNA from Echinops telfairi (small Madagascar hedgehog), 8308 nucleotides. It is a transcript of the gene GAS7, whose product is annotated as growth arrest specific 7. Lineage: Eukaryota; Metazoa; Chordata; Mammalia; Afrosoricida; Tenrecidae. The record is from RefSeq and is a predicted model, not a curated record. Bases 1 to 1524 code for a protein of 507 amino acids. Gene Ontology annotation, cellular component: cytoplasm; plasma membrane; actin filament. Gene Ontology annotation, molecular function: actin filament binding. The transcript is spliced from 15 exons. Gene Ontology annotation, biological process: neuron projection morphogenesis; actin filament polymerization.